This is a messenger RNA of Suillus clintonianus, 456 nucleotides long. RefSeq lists its product as uncharacterized. The annotation marks the transcript as partial. The record is from RefSeq and is a predicted model, not a curated record. Gene Ontology annotation, molecular function: zinc ion binding; nucleic acid binding. The transcript is spliced from 2 exons. NCBI's taxonomy places the organism in Eukaryota, Fungi, Basidiomycota, Agaricomycetes, Boletales, Suillaceae.
CUACGCAGUGGAGGUCUGAUUAUCGAAUUAACGACAGUGGAAGCAGCAAAAUGGAUACGAAUUGAAGAUCACCAACGCAUUCGAAUCCCCAGCCCUAAUCAAGAACGCAGAUACACCAUCAUCGUCCCAUUCCUCCCGGUCAAUCUAGGCAUCGAAGACGCCGACUGGAGAAGAGAGAUAGAGAUAGAAAACGGAAUGCAAACAGGCGUCAUCGAAGCAGCAGGAUGGAUCAAACCCAGGGUACGAAGAGCACCAGGGCAAAGUGUAGCCCACGCAACACUUCACUUCGCAGAUCCAUCAGCAGCAAACUUGACCCUACGAGACGGCAUCUACAUCGGGCAAGAGAAAUUCCAUCCACGCAAGGACAAACGCGAACCAAUACGCUGCGUUAAAUGCCAAUUAUGGGGCCAUAUGGCAAGAGACUGCAAUGCACCUAAAGACGUUUGUGGGACGUGC